Molecule: messenger RNA, 1374 nt
Organism: Tetrapisispora phaffii CBS 4417
Lineage: Eukaryota; Fungi; Ascomycota; Saccharomycetes; Saccharomycetales; Saccharomycetaceae
Gene: YTM1
Product: Ytm1p
Exons: 1
Coding region: 1-1374 (457 amino acids)
Biological process (GO): ribosome biogenesis
Cellular component (GO): preribosome, large subunit precursor
Molecular function (GO): protein binding
Source: RefSeq, a predicted model, not a curated record
AUGGCAGAAGACAAGUCACAGGUGAAGCUUAGAUUCUUCACAAGAGAGCAGGAUGAAUCUCUACACGUUGCGGACACUCCGAUAUUCGCUCCUAUCUCAUUGAAGAGGUACGGUUUAUCAGAAGUCGUUAACCAUCUGUUAGAAACCGACACCGUGAUCCCAUUCGACUUUCUUAUUGAUGGGAAAUUGCUGCGUACUUCCUUGGAGGAGUACCUGGUCGCAAAUGGGUUAUCCUCGGAAACGUUUUUAAAUGUUGAAUAUACCAGAGCGGUUCUUCCACCUUCGUUUCUGAACAGUUUCAACAAUGAGGAUUGGGUUAGUGCAUUGGAUGUCGGUGACAACAAACAUUUGAUCAGUGGGUCCUAUGACGGUGUCUUGAGAAGUUAUACCAUGUCUGGUAAGGUCGUCAAACAAUACGCGGGUCAUAAUGGUGCAAUCAGAGCAGUCAAGUACAUUUCGAAUACAAGAUUGGUAUCGGCUGGUAACGACCGUAGCGUACGUCUAUGGAAGACAAAAAACGACGAUUUGAAACCGCUUAAUAACGAUCUGCAUGACUUGGAAGAUGAUGAGGAUGAUAUCGAAGACGGUAAGACUUUAGCUAUCUUGGAAGGUCAUAACGCCCCGGUCGUCUCUCUUGACAUAUCAAGCACUGCUAGGAUUUUAUCUGCAUCAUACGAUAAUAGUAUUGGGUUAUGGUCAACCAACUACAAGGAUAUGACUAUUGUUGAUCCAAUGGAGGAAAUCAAAAACGAUUCGAAGAUGUCAACUUCCGCAAAGAAGAGAAGAAAGCUAAUAUUGAAAGACGGGACCAUCAGAAGACGUGGUCCUUUGGCUCUUCUAGAGUCUCACAACGCUCCAGUAGAACAAGUCAUCUUCGAUGCCAAUGACAACACAGUCGGUUAUUCCGUCUCACAGGAUCACACCAUCAAAACAUGGGAUCUGGUGACUGCACGUUGUGUCGAUACGAAGACUACUUCAUAUUCCCUACUGUCUGUUACUCAAAUGAAAUCUUUGAACUUAUUGGCAUGUGGUUCAAGCGCAAGACACAUUACAUUACAUGAUCCUCGUGUCGAUUCUUCUUCAAAGAUUACACAGCAACAGUUAGUAGGUCACAAGAAUUUUGUCGUCUCCCUAGAUACUUGUGCAGAAAAUGAGUACUUGUUAUCUUCAGGUUCUCAUGAUGGUACCGUCAAGGUCUGGGAUAUAAGAGCAAACUCACCUAUAUAUACCAUAACAAGAGAAGAUCCAUCUGUGGUAAAAGGCGUUAAUGAUAAAGUGUUUGCUGUCAAAUGGGCUGAAAAAGUUGGUAUUAUUAGCGGUGGUCAAGAUAAAAAGAUUCAAAUCAACAAAGGGGACGAUAUUUUUAAACAAUAA